Messenger RNA from Pyrenophora tritici-repentis Pt-1C-BFP, 1197 nucleotides. NCBI's taxonomy places the organism in Eukaryota, Fungi, Ascomycota, Dothideomycetes, Pleosporales, Pleosporaceae. The record is from RefSeq and is a predicted model, not a curated record.
AUGUUUAAACUCGCGAAGUCGCUCUUUCGAAGGCAACCAUGGCCCCAACUCAAAUUUCCGACAUCUGAUUUCAAAGUCGUCAGCGACGGGGUAUUGUUUGAGGAAGAACAGCUUGAGGAGUUUCACAGGGGCAUCUACUAUCCUGUCAACAUAGGAGAUGUCUUCGCGUCGAAGUACCAAGUAGUAGGCAAACUUGGUUUCGGUGUUACGUCAACUGUUUGGCUGGCCCGUGAUCUACAGCAAGUUGGCAUUCGCCGCCAUGCCUAUACUACGUUGAAAGUUUUCACAAGAGAGGGAAUGGAUGAGGAUGAGUACAACAUGUACAAUAUCUUAAGCAAAGGCAAUGCUUCGCAUCAAGGAUACAAUCACGUCCGGACAGCCCUCGACUUGUUUACCAUUCCCCAACAAGGUGGCGAUCAUCGAUGUCUUGUCCAGAAACCAAUGUGGGAUAGUUUCAGGGAUCUCUUGAACAGAAACCCCGCGCACCGCUUCACGGACGAGCUGCUAAAAGCUGGGUUGUCGCAAGUGUUCCUCGCACUUGAUUACCUUCACACAGAAGCCAAGAUCAUACAUACAGACAUCAAAUCCGACAACAUCCUCAUAGAAAUCGAGGAUCAGGGCAUCUUGAAAGCCUUUGUUGACGCCGAAAUGACAUGUCCCUCGGCUCGAAAAGUCGUAGAUGCCAAGCCAAUCUAUGCGACACGACAGUUUGGAUUGCCGAAAGAGUAUGGUCGUGUUGUCCUUGGAGACUUCGGCUCUGCAGUUCGUGGCGACAAACCUCAGAUCCAUGACGCGCAACCAGAUGUCUACCGAUGUCCAGAGGUUAUUCUGAAGACUGAAUGGGGUUAUCCAGCUGAUAUCUGGAACGUUGGAGCGAUGAUUUGGGACCUAUAUGAGGAUAAACACCUCUUUUACGGCAUCGAUCCAACCGAAAAGCGAUACCUGACCAGAGCUCAUCUCGCGGAAUUAGUCGCCAUGCUCGGUCCGCCGCCGAUGGAUAUGCUAGAGAGAGGAGCGCGGAGCAAAGAAUUCUUCGACGGUGAAGGCUUGACGUUGGAGUCGUCGGAAGAGAAUCUAGGUGGAGAAGAGAAAGAGGAUUUCUUGCAGUUUGUGAGGUGCAUGUUGCAGUGGAGGCCGGAGGAUCGAUGGACCGCAAAGGAGUUGCUUGGACAUCCUUGGAUGAGAGGGAUCUUGUAG